Messenger RNA from Adelges cooleyi (spruce gall adelgid), 1389 nucleotides. RefSeq lists its product as uncharacterized. Lineage: Eukaryota; Metazoa; Arthropoda; Insecta; Hemiptera; Adelgidae. The transcript is spliced from 10 exons. The coding region runs from base 63 to 1376 and encodes 437 amino acids. The record is from RefSeq and is a predicted model, not a curated record.
GCUAUUUUGUUGCAAGUGCAUGAUUCAAUUUUAAAUUAUUUUUUUUAAAAACAAUUAAAACAAUGCAUAUAAAGAUCGCCUUUACCGUCUGCGUGGUGUAUUUCCUGACAUCAACAUGGAGCAUGGGAUUGAACAGUGUUCAAUUAAAACAGUUCAAAAAAUAUUUUGAAAAUCACAAAAAGUGUACCGGUGGAGUUAGCGAAGAGGAAAUCGAACAAGUCGUGAAAGAAUCCUUUGGAAUAGAAUGGAAACAAUCUGACAUUUAUUUUGGAUACAGCUCAGAUGAGCCUGAUUCUAUGAAUUUAUUUUAUUUAUUGGGUGCAUUGGCGGAAAAAGACAACAAGAUACCCGACAAUAUCAUCUCCGAAACGUGUGUUAAAGAAAUAGGCAUCAAGAGCUCCGACAAUAUCAUCAUCGACAAGGGUGAAAUACUUACGCCUUUCGAAGUAUACUUUUACCUGGAUGAGUUUAUUGCAUGCGCCAUGUCUCAUCGGCAACCGGGAUAUCUUACUCUUCAACAGCUAUCGAAAGUCUUUAAGUAUUGGACAACGAUAAAUAGUAGAUUGAACGCAAAAUCAAAAGAACUUGAAAUCGAAAAAGGCGUUCGCUAUGUAAUAAACACGGCCGACUUCUUGUUGAUCAUGUUGGAAAUCAAACCGGAAGGCCGCGGUCUGACCCUAGCACAAUUAAAAAUGUUUGUUGCUUUGUACGAAAAACACAAGACAAGUAAACAAGUGUUUCAAGAUCUUGGUAGAAAAAUGGAGUUUGGCUGUUGCAAAAAACAAAAGACUACUGGUUUGGCGAUCACCAUUGAUCCUGAUGAAAGUGAAAAAGUGUUCAAUGAGCUUGGUAUAACCAUAGACGACGAAUUGGAACUGCUAUUUAAAUCCGAACUACCCGCUGGAAAAUUGUUGAUGUAUUUAAUCAUCGUUGCGGCAGAACGCAAUACGGCGGUCGAGGAUAAUGAAUUGAUAGUUUUAAGUCCAAGCGAGGUCGUAUUUGCCAUAAAAGAGUUCAACAAGAUGAAAAUCGACAACGAUGGUUUAGUGUCCCCUUAUGGGUUUGCCAGCUUCAAGGCAGAGUCCAGCAUUAUUUUAGAAUCGAAAUGUUCGAAAGAAGCCAGACAGUAUUUUUGGAAAUUAGAUGGUAUUAACACAUUAAACGUAGCGGAAUACAUGGAAAUUUUAUCGUUCGUUGAAAAACAUGUCGAAAGUGAACCGGAAGAUGUCAUAUUCGAAUUUAGAUCCGAUGACGAUAUGUAUGGUAGCUUCGAGAACGACCACUUUAUGACAUACGGUAAUGGUACCGAUAGUGAUAACGAUUGUGAUUUUACCAUCGAAAACGACGAAGCCAAGGCGUUCUGGAAGUUGUGGUGAUGGUGUGGAUAUU